AGUAUUAUAAAAAGAAAAGAGAAGCAAUAGUCCAAAUUAGGAUCCUUCUUUUUCAAUCCAUCCUUCAAAUUCUAUCUCAUUCCAAUUUUUUCUUUUGUGGGAUUUUCUUCUUUAAUAUGACAUCUCAAGCUAGCCUUCUCCUUCAAAAACAGCUCAAGGAUCUUUGUAAACAUCCGGUGGAUGGGUUCUCUGCUGGUUUGGUGGAUGAAUUUAAUAUCUUUGAGUGGAGCGUCACCAUUAUUGGACCCCCUGAUACUCUCUAUGAAGGGGGAUUUUUUAAUGCUAUCAUGAGCUUUCCAUCCAAUUAUCCAAAUAGCCCUCCAACUGUUAAAUUCACCUCGGAGCUAUGGCAUCCUAAUGUUUAUCCCGAUGGGCGUGUUUGCAUAUCUAUUCUUCAUCCACCAGGUGACGAUCCAAAUGGCUAUGAGCUUGCAAGUGAACGCUGGAUGCCUGUCCAUACAGUUGAAAGUAUAGUUUUGAGCAUCAUAUCAAUGCUUUCAAGUCCAAAUGACGAAUCUCCCGCAAAUGUCGAAGCUGCAAAGGAAUGGAGAGAUAAGAGAGAUGAUUUCAAGAAAAAAGUUAGCCGAUGCGUUAGAAAAUCACAAGAAAUGUUGUGAUCCUUCACUUGUGCAUCAAUCAACUCUUCGUAUGUACCAAGAAAUGUCUUUUAUUAUUACAGGUGGGGAAAGGGGGAGAGAGUGGAUCAUCGGGUAAUUUGUUGUCAUUGUAGACGCAUUUAAGAUUCUCUCGCCCGUUUUUUCUUUGCUUGGUCAAUGUUACAAAUCAAGAACAGUGCUGUAUUUUGAAAGACAUUUUGGUUAGUGUUCUUCUCAAGAGUUUAUCUUGUGAUUGACUUGCAUUUUUGUUUUUGGUCAUUUUGGUACGGAAUUGGUCUGAGUCUUUGUACAGGUUUUGAUGGAAUUUGGUUCUUGAAUCAAGUUGGUCUGAUUUUUCACUCUA
Molecule: messenger RNA, 960 nt
Organism: Mercurialis annua (annual mercury)
Lineage: Eukaryota; Viridiplantae; Streptophyta; Magnoliopsida; Malpighiales; Euphorbiaceae
Product: ubiquitin-conjugating enzyme E2 7
Exons: 6
Coding region: 117-617 (166 amino acids)
Biological process (GO): ubiquitin-dependent protein catabolic process; protein polyubiquitination
Molecular function (GO): ubiquitin conjugating enzyme activity
Source: RefSeq, a predicted model, not a curated record